CGCUAUUGGUAUUGAGUAAUGAGUAAACAAUUUAAGUGCAUUUAUAAAACAACAAGAAAUGAGGUAUUUAUUUUCGACAAUUUGCAUAUUGGAUUGGUAGCAGUGAGUGAUGUACUAUUCAUCAGUCACAGCUGAGUUAAGCUGUCGACGAACGUAAACGACGAUCAAACGAAUAAACGAACUUAAGUCAACUGUUGCUCUUAUUUAGCAACUUUUCUUAAAUAAAGAUAUAUCUACAAAGAAAUAAAAUGUCUUCGGGCUUGUCAUCUCGUCUGAAACAUCCUAAAAAACAUGAACUUGUGAAGUCACACAGUCAGGCUCAAAUUUUGGCUAACAAGUUAAGACAGGAUGGAGUUAUGUCCACUGUUGAAGAUGUUCUUCAAGCAGUGGAUCAGGUAGCAGCACUCCUAGCAUCGAAUGUUGUAGACAACAAUAUUUCCUACAAGGAUAGUGUGAUAAAUUUAUGUCAACAUCUGAAGGUAUAUGGAGCAUAUCUGGAAAUUCUAUAUAAAGAACAGCUGGAUCAUGCUUUUAAAAUAUUUAGAGACAAAGCCCAAGAUGAUCUACGAGUUGAUAUGCUUUCUCGACUACAUUUGUUAGAAUUAAUCGAGUUACGAGCAAAAGGUUGGAAAGGUACCGAUGGUAUGAAUUUGUAUUACAGAAAAAAAUUGAACCAGUGUGGCAACUUACAGAUUGAAAUGUCUGAUUCAGUAUCCAGUUUGAACGAAUCUCUCAGUUCUAUGAUAAUGUCCUCAUCACCUCCUCUUCUUGGCCCAGGAGAAAUUAUUAAACCAUCUGGAAAGUUUAGCAAACCAACAAGAAUACCUGGUAAAAAAUAUUGUAAAGAUGAAGUGGUUAUACGUAAUGCUGACUCCGGAAAAGUUAUGGGAAUCAAAGGAAGGAGAGUUCAUAUGAUAGAAGAACUAAGUGAAACGAUAAUUUCAUUCCAAAGAGUAAAUCCUGGAGCAAAAGAGAGACUUGUUCAAAUAACUGGUGCCAAUGAAGAAAGUAUCAAUCAUGCGAAACAGUUAAUUGAGGAUACCAUAAGAAGAAAUGCAUCUCCUGUAAGAGAUCACGUUGUAACAGUGGGUGGAGGUCCUCUUACUGGUUCUAGUUCCAGUAUAAAUUCCUCUGCUUCUGACGAUAGUGCUCUACCUUCCUCAGCUAGAGCAUCAAGAGCUCUAAUGCAUAGCCUCAGCACAAAUGAUGCAAAUAUUGGAGAAUAUAAAUAUACUGUUAUAACAAAUGGACACACAAUUAAAAUAACUGGAGAUAACCUUGAUCUAGUAAGGACUAGUAAACUAGUUCUUGAUGAGUAUUUCUCUGGAGAACCAAUUCAUGAUGUUACACAAUUUUAUAGUUUCGACAGUUUGCCACAACCUAUUAUAACAGACGAUAUACCCUCUGCACCCCUCUCACCGCCAGAAUCUAUACCAUCCCCAGAAAUUUUAACAAAUGGAGAAAGUGAGGAAACAGAUAAUUUAAAAUUAAGGAAACCUCGACUAUCCAUUGAAGAAAUUAUUAAGGGGAAAACUUCUAUUGAGGAGGAAAUACCGCCUAAAACAAAUUUGGCUUAUUCAAUUGAAUUCCUAGCACAUUUAGCUAUGUCUCCAUUUUGUUUGGUUCAACCAAGUGAAUGGGAGAGAAUCUCUGAAGAAUAUCCUAUGCUUAUUAGAAAUGUCAUUGAACGUUUUGACGCGAAACAUUAUCUUUCUGUAAGAACUACAGGUGAUCAUACUUCGGUGUUAAGCGCGGAGGAAGCUGAUGCAAAUGAAAUUUGAUAUAUUUAUGACUGUUGAUCUGACUGAACAUACACUUUAAAGGUGUUAUUCCGAUGUUAAAGAAUCUUUGUUAUAUUUGGUAUAACAAAAGCAAUAAUUACGUUUUAUAAGAAUCUUAAUAAAAAUCAAUAUUAAUUAAUUGUAAUACAAUAACUGAUUAUAAUUAUAUUUCUUUGCGACUCAAAAUAAGUAUUAUAUGACAUGCUUUUUUGGAUCUUUUAGAAGAAAUUUGUGUGUGAUAUUACUAUUCUCACUAGGAUUUAAGCAUACAUUUAGUAUAAACUUAACAAAAUUAUUUUAUGUAAAGCAUGUCAUAUUCGCUGUUUUAAUUAAAUUUUUAUGUAACUUGAUGAAGUCCUCAAUGUAGCAGUAUAUAUAUAUUUAUUUGUAUAGAUUAUAAUUUAAAAUAUUUAUUUAUUCAUGUACUGAACUUUGUUAUACUUAAAACUGGCAGUUUUGAUAGUUAUCAAAAAAAGCUUUAAUGAUCUGCAACACUAAACAUUUUAGUGUAGAACUGUUCUGUUAAUUUUAUUUUUGAGUGAAGAUUUUGCGCUUGAAUAACUAAUUACUUUAAUCAUAGAUGCAUUUUUAAUUUAAAAUGUAUAAUUCUAUGGGAAAAAAGUUAGAAAAUGCUCACCAAUAUAAAAGCAUAAUUAUGUACGUACCCUUGUACUUUAAAACAUAAUAUUUUUAUAAAACUUUUUUGUACAAUGUGCUAGGGUUGUUUAAUAAAACAUUUUAUACUUCAUAUCUGGAGGUUGAUAUUAAUAAGUUCUGUUAUUGAUGUAACUGUUGAUUAAGUUUAAUAUGUUGUGUUUAAUGCAAAUUUUUAAUGUGUUAAUUUGUGUUAAUUUAGCUUUAUAUUUCAUCUUUGAUUACCUAAUAAAAAA
Molecule: messenger RNA, 2671 nt
Organism: Anoplophora glabripennis (Asian longhorned beetle)
Lineage: Eukaryota; Metazoa; Arthropoda; Insecta; Coleoptera; Cerambycidae
Gene: mxt
Product: eukaryotic translation initiation factor 4E-binding protein Mextli
Exons: 12
Coding region: 249-1781 (510 amino acids)
Biological process (GO): positive regulation of translation; regulation of formation of translation initiation ternary complex
Cellular component (GO): RNA cap binding complex; cytoplasm
Molecular function (GO): translation initiation factor activity; eukaryotic initiation factor 4E binding; RNA binding
Source: RefSeq, a predicted model, not a curated record